AAAUUUGAUCAUGAUUAACUCAGAAAUGGAAAAAUUUAAACAACAUUGUUGAGUUUACCUUUUUGAUUGUUACCAUUAAAGGUGGAAAUGGAUUAUUGAUCAACGUUAUCAGAACAAUUAAAAUUAUUUCAAUAAAUUCGAAGCAUUUAAAUUGAAUAAUGUCAACUAUUAAAAGUGAAUCAGUCAAUGAUGAUCAGUUGAUUUCACCAGAGGAUCAGUCGAUUAACGUUUAUUAUCAAAUCGCAACGAAUCAACUUGAUAAUCAACAAGUGGACGAUAAAUAUUCAGAUCAAAUUGUCGUCGAUGAUUUUGGAAAUAAUCCAGAUCACAAUCGAAUUAAAAGUGGAAAAAGUGAUCUGGUGAAUAGUGAGAUAAUCGGUGAGGUGAAUGGAAAUCAGGUCACAAUAAAUUCUGUCAAUAACGAACAGGUUGUUAUCGAAAACAAUCAAACUAAUCGGCUGAAUUCACCGCGAAUAUUAGAGACACUUGUUGUAGAAUCAGCGACGACAAUGAAAACUUAUUCUGAAGAAACGGAAACGAGGCCAAAUGACCUGAGAUCGAGUAUAGUUGAAAUUGACGGGAAAAAUUUUAUUAUUUCGUGGAGCCAAUUGACUUAUCGAGUUAAAUUGUCGACGUUUGAUAAACUGGUCAACAAAAUUCGUGGUGUCUCAUUCAGCACCGAUUCUCGGAUUAUUUUACGAUCUCUUCAAGGUUCAUUCGCUUCAGGUCAGUUGACCGCUCUCAUGGGACCAAGUGGAGCGGGUAAGUCAACACUUCUCGAGUGUAUCGCUGGAAUGAGACUCAAAGGAUUAGACGGUUCAAUGAGGUGCAUUGGUCGUGAAAAAAUAUCAAUCGCGUUCAUCCCCCAACAAGAUCAUCUCUAUGAACUAUUAACCGUUCGAGAGGCGCUAAUGUAUGCAUCGGAAUUACAACAUUCUCGAAUAAUUAACGGAACUCGCGUUAAUUAUUCAACAGAUGAUCACAUAAACAUCGUUGAUUCAAUUUUACGACAAUUGAAUCUCGAAGUUUGUGCCGAUACCAAAAUAGGUCGGAUUAGUGGCGGUCAACUGAAACGUGUCUCAAUCGCUCAAGAACUAGUCGCUCGUCCGGAUAUAUUGAUCAUGGAUGAGCCAACUUCGGGAUUAGAUUCAUCAACAUGCUAUCAGCUGAUGGAAAUGUUAGCUGAUUUAACUUCAUCAACACCAAUCGCCAUUGUGAUGACCAUUCAUCAACCUUCAGCUCGAGUGUUCAAUAUGUUCAAUAAGGUUUACAUGUUAUCCAGGGUGGGUAAGUUCAUUUAUGAAGGGACACCUGACGGAGUGGUCAGCUCAUUGUCUCGGGUCAAUAUUAAUUGUGACAAGUUUUACAAUCCCGCUGAUCUAUUGGUUGAAGUUGCCUCGGGCGAUUAUGGUACUGAGGUGAUUCAAUCAAUGGCCUCCAAUGUGGAGAUCGCAAAUAUAAACAAUGCUAAUUUAAGUCAUAAUAAAAAUAUUAAUAGUAAUGGUCAAUUUUUGGGUGCUAAUGGUCAUUCUGCUAAUUGGAUAACCCGAUCAACUCCAUUAAUACAUUCCCAUGUUGGUGAAUUGUCCAAGUUACAAUCGACGAUAACACCGAUGGUUGAAACACCGACAAUCAGCUCGGCCGUUCAAUCAUCAUCAACUAAUGAUCAUAUGACCUCUUUAGCGAAAGUUAGACUUCGUCCAGUGACACCGUUUACCCGACACUUUUUGAUCUUACUCUCGAGACAAUUUCUGGUGAUGGUUCGUGAUCCACUUCUUGGUGUAUUGCGUUUUGUUUUUGCGAUAAAUAUUGGCCUAACUUUGGGUGCUCUUUAUAAUGGAGUUGGAGUUUACUCUGGAUGUACACCCGAUAUAAGAGGUAAAGCGAAUCUUGAUCACAUGGAGGAGGUAAAACAGGCCAUUGAAGAUCAGGUUCGAUCGACGCAAGAUAAUAUUGGGUCACUUUAUUUUCUACUUCUUUAUUCUUGUCUGGCCAAUUUGAUGCCCAUGGCGGUGGCCAUUCCGAUGGAGAUUAAGAUCUUUGCUAAGGAAAGAUACAAUGGUUGGUACAAAACGAGUUCGUAUUAUAUGGCCAAAGGUAUCGCUGAGGUGCCUUUCAUUAUUGGUACGAAUGUGGUUGUGGUCACUUUACAUUUUCUCUUUACCAGUCAACCAUUGUCUCGAUAUUUUGAUACUUUUGUCAUCUAUUUUCUCGUUUCUUUGGUGUCACAAACCCAUGGAAUCAUGUGUGGUGCAUUUCUAAUGAACAACAUUGUGGCCUCCGUGUUCACCGCUCCCAAUACAACCGUUCCACUUAUACUUUUCUCUGGUUUCUUUAUUCGGCAAAAAGCGAUGCCCAUUAUUUUCCAAUACGCUUCUUACUGUUCGUACCUGAGGUGGGGAUUCGAAGGAUUCAUGGUCUCCGUUUUCGGAUUCAACAGAUGCGAACCACAAUUGACCAAAGCGAUGAUAAACGCUAAAAAUCAAUUAGGAUUUUUUCUUAAUUCCAUGUUCCGAAUGGCUCGAUUGUCGAUCGCUGAAAGUAACGAGGAACCCGAAGAUUUAAUUCUCAAGAAUCAAACCGACAAUCUAACUCGAAAUAUAGUUAACGGGAUUGGUGGAAGUUGGUUUAAUGAAGAAAAUCAAUCAGGAGCAAUUAGUUACUAUGAUUUAGAUGAUUCUGCUUACCUGAGGGCGAUUUAUGCUCUAUUAGCAACAUUGAUGAUUGGACGUUUACUAACUUAUUACAUUUUAAAAUGGAAAGGAAAUUUACAGAAAUAAUUAAUUAAUCAAAGGAUAUUAACAUUAUAUUUUAUUUUCCUUGUAAUUGUAACAACCAUUUCAAAAUAAUAAUCAUAUUAAAACGUGACAAUCAGAUUGUCAACUAAUGUUAAUGAAUUGCAACUAAUCAACUCGACAAUCAACAAGUGGAUGUUGAAAUGAUUGUUAAUUAGUGGUUAUUAAUUAACUAAUCACAAAAGAUUUUUAGAUAAAUGAGAGAUCAUUUUUCACUUAUGGUAAAUCAAUGAUGAUUUUUGGUACAUCAUUGAUCAUUUUGAUUAGUACAAUUGCAUUUAGAUGAAUGUUUUUAGUGUAAACAUAUAAGAUAACAAUUAAUUUUACCUUUUCUCUCUCUCUCUCACUCUCUCUUUUAACAGCAACAAUUAACAAGAAUUAUGAAUAUGUGGCCAAAGUGAGAAUGAAGUUUAUCACACUGAGGACCAAAUUGAUCACGUCUAACCAAUUUGUCUGUGGCGUAUUAGAAUUGGAACUUUUAGAAUUAAUAUUAAUAACAGCGUUACUAAUAACAGAGUUACUAAUAACAACGUUAUUAAUAUUAUUAAUAUUAAUUGUUACUGAACUAUGCACAUUAAAGUUGUGUGUGACAUUUUGGUUAGAUAAUUGUGUCAAUAUUGGCGGAGCAUCAGUUACCUUUUUUUCAUCCAAAUCCUUA
Molecule: messenger RNA, 3453 nt
Organism: Panonychus citri (citrus red mite)
Lineage: Eukaryota; Metazoa; Arthropoda; Arachnida; Trombidiformes; Tetranychidae
Product: ATP-binding cassette sub-family G member 1-like
Exons: 2
Coding region: 159-2780 (873 amino acids)
Cellular component (GO): plasma membrane
Molecular function (GO): ATP binding; ATP hydrolysis activity; ABC-type transporter activity
Source: RefSeq, a predicted model, not a curated record